Molecule: messenger RNA, 721 nt
Organism: Micromonas pusilla CCMP1545
Lineage: Eukaryota; Viridiplantae; Chlorophyta; Mamiellophyceae; Mamiellales; Mamiellaceae
Exons: 1
Coding region: 261-677 (138 amino acids)
Source: RefSeq, a predicted model, not a curated record
CGGGAAUGACAUUUUUUAGAUAUACAAAAAAAACUCGGUGGAGAUAAAAAAAAAAAUAUUGGCUUCCGGCUUCAUUAAUUUUCAGGUUAUUUUCCCCCUCUGCUAUCUGUUCUACCCUGUAUCUGUAUUAAUCUGUUGUUUGGGAGAAGGUUUACCUUCUCACCAUCUAGGCAUUUUUCCCGACCUAAGGGACGAUAAUUUCAACCAAUCAAAUGCGUUUGGCGCCCCGUAUCCAAAGUGCACCCCUUUGUUAGUCUUAAAUGAGUACGCGAAUUUCGUACUACGCGGAAACGGCACCUCGGGGCUCGCGGCUACGACGAAGACGACGACGUGAAGAAAAAAGGAUAAGGAAAAGGGCACGGCUCGCGCACCACACUUCACCACGUGUAAUACAACACACCGCCUUCGUGCCACCCGCGCAUUCCUCCUCCACACGCCCUCCAUCGCGCUACGUAACGCCCCAACGCUCGACGCGCGAAAUGAGCAUCAGGGCUGCAGCACCGAAUAUGGGCCCUUUCACCAGGUUAGUCUGUACGAACUUUCGUACUCUUCACACUAAAUACGCUCCCGGGCCCCUUCUCCCAACUACCGACGGCCGAAGCGCCGGAGGCGCUGAUCUGGUACGUGUACACGUACACGUACCUGUACGUGUACACGUAGUCUGGACCAGAGAGUGACCCGGUCGGAAGGGCAUCAAGGAAGAGAUAGAUUUACUGUGAGG